AUGCAAAGGGUGAAUGUCACUCCAGCUCAAAGGCAUACUGGUAAUAGGAAACACUAUGCUUUAAAGCAAGUUAUUGGUAAAGGCGCCUACGGAGUCGUUUAUAAGGCGGUUAAUAGAGCCACAGAGCAGGUGAUUGCAAUUAAAGCAAUUGAAUAUGACAAUGAAGAGGAAUUACAAGAGCAUAUGUUGGAGAUUGACUUGUUAAAGAAUUUGAAGCAUGAUAACAUUGUAAAGUACCAUGGUUUUAUUCAGUCAUCACAUGAGUUAUAUAUUUUGCUAGAGUAUUGCAUUCGCGGUUCUUUGCGAGAUUUGGUCAAAAAGCAGCCUCUCAGUGAAGUGAAAGCAAAGACAUAUAUAAAACAGACGUUACGGGGGCUACAGUAUUUGCAUGAUCAGGGUGUUAUUCAUCGUGAUAUCAAAGCGGCUAACUUGUUGCUAACUGAAGAUGGUACAAUUAAAUUGGCUGAUUUUGGUGUGUCAACGAGAGUGAAUAACAUGGCUAUGACAUAUGCUGGAUCACCGAACUGGAUGGCUCCUGAAGUAAUGCUUGGCAAAGGUGCCUCUACAGUGAGUGAUAUAUGGUCUCUUGGCGCUACUGUUGUUGAGUUACUUACUGGCAAUCCACCGUUUUAUAAUUUGGUGAAUGAAGCAGCUUGUUAUGCCAUUGUUAAUGAUGUUUAUUAUCCUCCAGAACAUCUUUCUUCAAAAUGUAAGAAGUUCAUUGAAUGUUGUUUUCAGAAGAAUAUGUUCAAGAGACCCCAGGCUCAUCAGUUAUUACAGAAUGUUUGGCUACAGGAAGGUAAAGAUAAGUUGGAGCAAUUCCGCGAGGAUCCUACACCAGUUGACAAAUGGGAUGCAGAUUUUUUUCAAAUUGAUGCAGUUACGAGGUCACCAUCUCCCAAAAAACAAUUAGGCGAUUCUUAUAAGUACACUGACCAGUUGAAAACAGGUAAUCUACUAAAUUCUCCCGAUGUAAUUAUGCAAAAUGUUACGGCCGAGGAAAUGUCUGACUUAAUGUUUGAAAUCGGGACAUCAGAUUCCCAGAAGGGUACGCAAGGGAAAAUAUUGUCUAAUUUGUUUGCUCUAGAUAAAGAUUAUCUUUCAUGUGCUGGUUCCAAACUAUUUGUUUCUAUGGGCGGAGUUCCUUUGCUAAUGAAGCAUGAGAAAGUUUUGGCAACAUAUUUUUCAUCAAAUAUCCCAUUGUUAGUCCAAUGUGGUAUAUUAACUUAUGUCAAUUCGUUGCAGAACACUCCUUUUUUGCUUCAAAUAGUGGAGUAUUUAAAUCGUACGUUAAGCUCAGAACGAUGGGCAAAAUGGUGCUCUACGGUAAGUUCACUACAGGAUGCGCUUACUAAAGAGCUAUUGCUCGGUAACAAGUCAGCCGAGUUUAUUCUUCUACAGCUUUCUACUUCUCCUGCAUUCCUGUUUGAUUUUACUAAAUUGAUGAUUCCCAAUUUCAGUGGGUCGAAAGCAAAACAUGUCAUUUUCAAAUGCUUCAAUAAUAUUUUAAAGCGAGCAUAUUCUGUCGACCUCAGCUAUACGCCAACAAAUUCGGUUUCAGCGUCAUCAACAAUCAGUUCACUACAGUUUCAUGUCGAUUCUUCAUUGUAUCCUCGUGGUGAGAUUUUGCCAGACGACUUUGUCGAUUGGCUUCUUAAAUUUAUUCCUUAUACUGAUGGUUCAUCAAAGGAGAUAAAGAUCUUUUUAGAACUUUUCUAUUACUCAAGUCAUUUAAACCCAAAGAGGUUGAGACAACUAGUCGAAAGCAAUAAGUUCUUACCAUUUAUUUCUGACUUGCAGCAAAAUGUCAAGUUCUUGCAUUCGGCAACGUGCCUGAAUGUUUGCGUUGAUAUAUCAAAUGAACUGAAUAAGGCCGCUUUCCCAGAAAUGUUAAAUAUAGCGAACCGCUUUCUCGAACACUCUGAAUUAUUUACAAAUACAGUGGAAAUAAUUUUAAACUGCACUCUUUUCGCAAUACGUGAAGGGUACCAAUGCGAUGUUAAUAGACAGCGCACUUUAAUUGAAGUGGAUAAAAAUGGCAUUAAAUGUGGAUCAAUAGCAUGUGGGAUUUUAAUUAACAGGUUUUUUGAGAAGGAGGAUCAGUUUCCAAAAUUUGUUGCAAAAUAUACAAGAUUGCUUGCUCUCCCUCCUUUCGGUAAACUAUGUUACGAUUUGGUACUCGAUCCAAGGUUUGUUGACAAGGUAACUCGUAUCUUCACGUUGUAUCAAGCAAGUUUAAUUAUCCAAAUUGAUGCAUUGAAAUUCCUUAAGAUAGCACUAACAAGAGCAUUGGAAUAUACACCACCUAGUAAAGGUACAAAGGAUAUCAACCCCAAGAAACUGCUUGAAUCUACAUUGAAUAAUCCAAUAUAUAACACUAACGAACAUCAACUUAACCAAACAGUUGGUAGAUUGUCAAAAUUCUUACUGUCGAAUUGGACGUCAAGUAAGUUACCUCAACUUAUACAUCCAAACACCUCUGGCCCACUACUUGAUCCAUCGAUCAUAUCCCCCCCUCAUUCCCCUCCGCCUUCCCGACAGGCUCGCUUAGGUAAGGUUGGGAACGACUCAAUUUUAAUCCAUCAGCUGAGUGACGACAUAGCGUCUCUUUGUAAAGGAAAUCAUAGACCUGUGCAUGAUUUUGAAGGGUUUUUGAUUCCAAGUAAGGUACCAUCAGGCGAUUGA
Eremothecium sinecaudum is the source of this 2685-nucleotide messenger RNA. It is a transcript of the gene CDC15, whose product is annotated as serine/threonine protein kinase CDC15. Gene Ontology annotation, biological process: protein phosphorylation. Gene Ontology annotation, molecular function: protein kinase activity; ATP binding. The coding region runs from base 1 to 2685 and encodes 894 amino acids. The transcript has a single exon. The record is from RefSeq and is a predicted model, not a curated record. Lineage: Eukaryota; Fungi; Ascomycota; Saccharomycetes; Saccharomycetales; Saccharomycetaceae.